AUGCACUAUGACAAACUUCAGGGUACAAACACAUACCUAAUCGGUACGGGUUCUCGGAAAAUUCUUCUCGAUACCGGAGAAGGAAAACCGAAAUAUCUUCAAACACUAACUGAAUCACUCAAAAAGCUGGGCGAAGAUGUAAUCAUCACAGAUAUAUUGAUAACUCAUUGGCAUACAGACCACGUUGGGGGUAUAGACAGCAUUCUUCAAUAUACAAAAGAAAAUAAUCUGCCCACUCCGGUUGUUCAUAAACGAUUGAAUCCAAAAAGGGAUAAACCUCAUCUCACAUUUCAAGCUAUAGAAGACAAUCAAAUUUAUCAAACAGAUGGUGCAAAUCUUCGUGCAAUUUUUACUCCAGGGCAUAGUGAAGAUCAUGUCGCAUUUUAUUUGGAAGAAGAAAAUGCAUUGUUUACAGGUGAUGCUGUAUUAGGUGUAGGAACAACAGUUUUUGAAAGUCUCAAUGAAUAUAUGACCUCUUUGCAAAAAAUGAAAGAAUUAACACCAGGUCGAGUAUAUCCUGGUCAUGGACCAAUAGUUGAAGAUGGUAUGGCCAAAUUGGAAGAAUAUAUUAACCACCGCCUACAACGUGAUCAAGAAAUACUUGCAGUACUUCAAAAAUCUAACAACCCUUUAACCUCUAUGCAAAUUGUAGAA
Molecule: messenger RNA, 654 nt
Organism: Dentiscutata heterogama
Lineage: Eukaryota; Fungi; Glomeromycota; Glomeromycetes; Diversisporales; Gigasporaceae
Source: the annotation of a GenBank genome assembly